Messenger RNA from Elaeis guineensis (African oil palm), 1223 nucleotides. RefSeq lists its product as uncharacterized. NCBI's taxonomy places the organism in Eukaryota, Viridiplantae, Streptophyta, Magnoliopsida, Arecales, Arecaceae. Gene Ontology annotation, biological process: shoot system development; root development. The record is from RefSeq and is a predicted model, not a curated record.
GCUUCCAUCUCCCUUUAUAACCCCCUCCCUCUCCCCUCUCUCUCAUCCCACAGUAGCCAGAAAUAGCAACAAAAAUAAGAAGAAAGAAGGGAGUAAGGUAGCAUAGCGUACCUAUUGCAUAAAGAAGAAGAAAUGGUCGCUGGAUUCCGCCGUUCUAUUUCCUUCCCAGGGCAGAACCCUAGCAGCCCCGGCCCCAAAGGCCGGCGGCCGCCGGAGAAGGUCUGCCACGUCCGUUCCACAAGCCUUCCCUGCCGAUCCCACCCGGCCAUCGCCGGGCUCGAGGACGAGAUCCGUGCCCUCCGGGCCUGGCUGUCCCUGCCGGCGCCCGAGUCCGGCUCCCCGACCUGGAUCUCAACCGGCCUCGCCCGGAUCGACCUCCUUCACGCCUCCCUCGACGACCUCCUCCAUGUUCCCCAGGCCCAGGACACCCUCCGCCGCCAUUCCUCCGCUCGCUGGACCGACCGCCUCCUCGACGACUUCCUCCGCUUCGCCGACGCCUACGGCUCCCUCCGAUCCACCCUCAUGUCCCUCAAACAAACCCAGUCCGAGCUCCACACCGCGAUCCGCCGCCGCGAUGAGGCCCGCCUCGCGUCCUCCCUCCGGUCCCAGAAAAGAAUCGAGAAAGAUCUCGCCAAGCUCGCGGUCUCGAUACGGGAAGCGUCCAGAUCGCCGGCGCCUGCUCUGGCGGCGGAUGCGGCGGAGGUGGAGCUGGCGGGGAUCAUGAGGGAGGUGACGGCGGUUUCGGUGGCGGCUUCGGCGGCGGUUUUCUUAGGGAUCGGGGCGGUUUCCUCCACCGCGUCGGCGGCGGUGGCGGCGUCGACGUCGCGGGCGUCUUAUUGGGUGGUGGCGCCGCUGAGGAAGCUAUCGCUGUCGCAGUCUUCGUCGUUGAAGAAGAGGGAUUGGGAAGAGUGGGACGAUGGGGUGCUGGAGAGGUUGGAGGCGUUGGAGGAGUGCAUCGAGGCGUUGGAGAGCAAGAGCGAGAGGGUGUUUAGAAGCCUAGUAAACACCAGAGUAUUGCUCCUUAACAUCCUCACUCCCUCGUUAUAGAGUGGAAAGAAAAUGAGAACCAAAUCUACAGUGUAUAAUGAUAGGAUAAAAAAAUUAUGGAGCUUCCGGGGGGUUUGUACACAAGUUUUCUUCAGUUUUUUAGCUCAAGCAUGCAUGCAUGCAUGAGAUUUCCAUACUUAUAUGAACUGUUUUUCCAUGCGUCUUUGAAUCUUUUU